This is a messenger RNA of Durotheca rogersii, 489 nucleotides long. RefSeq lists its product as uncharacterized. The transcript has 2 exons. Bases 1 to 489 code for a protein of 162 amino acids. The record is from RefSeq and is a predicted model, not a curated record. Lineage: Eukaryota; Fungi; Ascomycota; Sordariomycetes; Xylariales; Xylariaceae.
AUGGGCAACCGACUCGCAAAGCAGCGCUCCUACUACUACUACGGCGCCCGAGGCCCGGCGCCGCGCCGCGGAUACGCGAGCUACGACGAUUCCGAGGACGCAGGCCCCGACGAAGCGACGGAUGCUUCUUCCUCCGCGUCCUCCUCCUCCUCCUCCCGCUCCUACGCGACCCCCCGGUCCGCGCCGCUCCUGUGCUUCUUCUCGCCCGCCGAGGAGCACGAAGGACGCGGCGCCGGCUGGGGCGGCGAGGUCGUAGGGAUCUCGCGGCGGAAGGGCUGCCGGUCCCUCAACCACUGGUCCGUCGCCUUCCGCCCCGAGGUCGACGUCGCGCGGCUGCCGCCCCAGAUCUCCGGGUUCCGCACGCGCGUGCCGGUGGAGGUGUGCCGGGCGCGCUGCGAGCUCGGACAGGCCCUGUACAUCUCUACUAUAGAUGGUCGCGCCAGCGGCAGUGGCAGUAGUUAUAGCAGUAGCUCGGGUGCCGAGGGAUAA